AUGAGAGGCAAGCCUUCCAAUGGCGACUUCCGUAGUACUAAAGACCCUCGGGACUGUAGCCGCAGCCCCAUGGAGCGAGCCGCCGCCCCCUCCAUGGUUCUCCAUGGCAACCAUCACCUGUACGCCCCCCACCACCACAUGCCCAGCCUGGCCAUGGACCAGCCUCUCGCCCUGACCAAAAACAACAUGGAUGCCGCCCGUACCUUUGUCAUCUCACCAACCGUCAGCCCUGUGGAACGCCAGCAGAAUCGUCCGUCAGUGAUAACGUGCGCUCCCCGCCAAAACCGGAACUGUAACCUGCCUAACAACUACAGUAGACCAGCCUGCAACUACUCCAACGGGGACCACAUAAGGCCAACUCUGCGUGGUGUUGACCCGGUGAUCGAGGAGCAUUUCCGUCGCAGCCUGGGGAGGAACUACAAGCAGCCGGAACCCGUCACUAACUCUGUGUCCAUCACUGGCUCUGUGGACGACCAUUUCACCAAGGCCUUAGGAGAAACCUGGCUGCAGAUCAAAGCCAAAGGAAGCUCCUCCUCCUCCUCCCCUGACUCCUCCCCCAACAGUCACAUGGUCAACCACAGCCACUCUCCAUCCAUUGUGUCCUGAUGGGAGGGGCUUAGAGCCAGCUAAAACCCGCCCCCCUGCCCCAUCCUUUAUUCACUGUAACUGUUAAACCGCCCUGCUGGAGAGUUACUGGCUAGGCAGGGUGUAUUCAUUUAGCUCCAGCCCUGUUGUAACUAACACCUGAUUCAUCUAAUCAAGGUCCCGAUGAACAGCUGAUGUAGAAGAAUCAGUCAUAUUCAUGAGGUCACCAAACUUGUUUUAAUUUUGUGUUGCAAAAUAUUUAGUUAGUGUGCACUAACAAAUACGACCACAGGUGUGUUUCAGUGCAGGGCUGGAGGAAAAUCCUGCGCGUCCAAUGUCUCUCCUUCCAGAGGGUUGGCCUUGUUCCCUGCUGUAACCCCACCCUGCAUGAUGUAACCCCGUAGAGCGCUGUGCCUGUAGCUAGGGAAAUAGCCAUGUAUAUAACCACGGAGUAAAAGGGAAGCAAUUUCUUUUCUCUACGUUUUGACUUUUGGCAUUUAUUUUGUUUUGAAUUGACUUUUUAUGUAGAAGUAGGUUUUGCGUACUUCUUUCUGUUUGUGUUAUUGAACGCCUGAGAUUUUGAAAAGCUGAGUGGGAAACGGUUUG
Molecule: messenger RNA, 1191 nt
Organism: Oncorhynchus masou masou (cherry salmon)
Lineage: Eukaryota; Metazoa; Chordata; Actinopteri; Salmoniformes; Salmonidae
Product: transcription cofactor vestigial-like protein 4
Exons: 5
Coding region: 1-606 (201 amino acids)
Biological process (GO): negative regulation of DNA-templated transcription
Molecular function (GO): transcription coactivator binding
Source: RefSeq, a predicted model, not a curated record